Messenger RNA from Heterocephalus glaber (naked mole-rat), 5247 nucleotides. The record is from RefSeq and is a predicted model, not a curated record. Lineage: Eukaryota; Metazoa; Chordata; Mammalia; Rodentia; Bathyergidae.
GGCGGGGUCAGCGCCGCAGAGCUGGGCUGCGGGCUGCAGCUUCGGGCGGAGGACGCGGGGUGAGUGUGUAGAGCUGCUGCCCGUCUAGAAACCUGGAUUCCUCCGCUCCAAGGCCAGCUGGGAAGAUCCAGCAACUAAGGGGGAGGAACCACGUGCACUUCCCUUUCCGCGGCACAAACAAAACAGUUUGACAGCCUUCCCUUGGCUGAUAGCCUAGGUAAACGUGCAGUGGUGAAAUACCUGAGAGGGAAGGAGCAACAGUCAAAAACAAAAAAGGCAAUAAACUGCUGGGUUUCUGAAGGAUUCUUUUCACAAUUAGAGGAAGGAAAGGCUCUUGUUUAUUACUGGGGAUUGAACCCAGGGUCUUCGCACUGAGCUACAUCCCUAGCCUUAAAAAAAAAACAAACCCAAAAAACUGAGACAGGUUGUUACCAACUUUGUUGGCAUAAAACACACACGAAUAACGGAAUGAAAUGGAGGAGGAGCAAGUGACUCAUUUUGCAGGUCUUUGACUACCUGCGAGUCACUGAAGGACAGUACUGAAGAGCAUCUCUAAGAAACCUGAGAGGACCCAGGCAGACUUCAGAUGACCGACCUCAAGACAAGGCGACGCUGCGCAAAGUCAACAGGCUGAAGCGCGCUCCUAUGUGACGGCUGCGUGCGUAAGUACGUGUGUGCGCGCGCGUGCGCACUCUGGCUUCAACGCUGGGGACUAGUGGCUUGGUCGGCGUAAGCCCUGUUACAGGAAUCUGUUUCUGAUCAUCUGAAAUCUCAGCCAUGUGGUCAAACUGCUUAGGAAAUUUCCUAAAAGUUGCAAGCACUCAUCUUCCACAUUCAAGAUUGUGCCAGCGGUUAAUAAGAAAUAAAAGGAGGCUUUUUGGAACAGUGCCGACACCCAGAUUGCAUAGGCGGGUUGUCAUUACAGGAAUUGGUUUAGUGACUCCUCUUGGUGUUGGAACUCAGCUAGUAUGGGAUCAUCUUCUCCAAGGACAAAGUGGAAUUGUUUCACUGGUUGGUGAAGAGUAUAAAAAUAUCCCUUGCAGUGUUGCUGCUUAUGUGCCAAGAGGUUUUGAUGAAGGUCAGUUUAAUGAACAAAACUUUGUGUCCAAAUCAGAUGUCAAGUCCAUGUCUUCUCCCACCAUCAUGGCCAUUGGGGCAGCAGAAUUAGCCUUGAAAGAUUCUGACUGGCAUCCUCAGUCAGAAGCUGAUCAAGUGACUACUGGUGUUGCAAUAGGGAUGGGAAUGGUUCCCCUUGAAAUUGUUUCUGAAACUGCUUUGAUGUUUCAGACAAAAGGGUACAAUAAAGUCAGUCCAUUUUUUGUCCCUAAGAUUCUGAUUAAUAUGGCAGCAGGCCAGGUCAGUAUUCGCUAUAAAUUCAAGGGCCCUAAUCAUGCAGUAUCCACGGCCUGUACCACAGGAGCUCAUGCUGUGGGAGACUCUUUCAGAUUUAUAGCCCAUGGUGAUGCUAAUGUAAUGGUGGCUGGAGGUACAGAUUCUUGUAUUAGUCCUUUAUCUCUUGCCGGGUUUUCCAGAGCCCGAGCUCUGAGCACAAACUCAGAUCCUAAGGUGGCAUGUCGACCAUUUCAUCCAAAGAGAGAUGGUUUUGUAAUGGGAGAAGGUGCAGCUGUGCUGGUGCUGGAAGAAUAUGAACAUGCUAUUCAAAGAAGGGCCCGGAUCUAUGCAGAAGUUUUGGGCUAUGGACUCUCAGGUGAUGCUGGUCACAUCACUGCCCCUGAUCCUGAAGGACAAGGUGCCUUAAGAUGUAUGGCUGCUGCUAUAAAAGAUGCAGGUGUACAACCUGAAGAGAUUUCUUAUGUCAACGCACAUGCUACUUCUACACCACUGGGAGAUGCUGCUGAAAACAAAGCUAUCAAACAUCUCUUCAAAGACCAUGCGUAUGCCCUUGCAGUUUCCUCAACAAAGGGAGCCACAGGACAUCUGCUGGGUGCUGCAGGUGUGGUUGAGGCCGCUUUUACCACACUAGCUUGUUACCAUCGAAAACUGCCACCUACUUUAAACUUGGAUUGUACAGAACCAGAAUUUGAUCUCAAUUAUGUUCCACUAAAGGCACAAGACUGGAAAACUGAUAAAAGGUGUAUUGGACUCACCAAUUCCUUUGGUUUUGGUGGUACAAAUGCAACACUUUGUAUUGCUGGCAUGUAGACAAAUCAUGUGUAAUUAAACAUUGGCUUUUAAAUGUAAAUAUAGAAAUUACAUCUAUAAAUGUAAUACUGAAAUAUCUUUUAUCUAUGUUAAGGUUUCUCAACCUUGGCACUAUUGGUAUUGGUAUAGGAUUAAUUCAUUGUUGAGUAAAAGAAGGCUGUCUUGUGAAUUGUAGGAUGUUUAACAGCAUCUUGGUCUCUUCCUACUAGAUUCCAGUAACAACUCCUUCCUUAAUCGUGACAACCAGAAGUAUCUCCAGAUAUUGUUGGAAGACAAAAUAACCCACCCUUAAGGACAGCUGAUCUGUUUUCCUAAUAUUCUAGAUCAGACAACUUCUAUGAUAUUUCAUGUACUUCUAUCCAUUUUACAGAUAUUUAGAGAGCAGCUCCUCUUGCUAGGCAGGGUUGCUAAAUGGUACAAUUCUAGGUACAUUAUUCAGAUUAUUCAGUAUAUAGGAAGGAAUAUAUAGUUGCACGUUUUCAUCAUCAAUCAGCAUUCUUUGAGUAUAACUGUCAGCCUGAAAUGAUCUGUUUUCCCUUUAACCUAUUUCAUCCUGUUUUCUUUGUAUUACCUGUUCUGUAAUUCAGUAAAUUAAUGAAAUUUCCCUAACCCCCCAAGCUAUUGGUUCUCUGAAAGAAGGAAGUAAAAAUGAAUUGGCAUUUAUCCUGGCAUCAAGUGAUUAACAGAGAUAAAGAUUUUUGAAAUAGAAAUUGUUAGUGACUCAGGCCAUAUCUGUUCAGCCUAGCUCUUUGCAGUUAUGGUGGUAUCCUUUGUUCCUCCAGGUUUUUCACCACGAGUGCUGGUGGACCUUCUACUUUUCUGCCUUGAGGAUUUCUCAAAGCUAAAUGAUCUGGUUCAUUCCCAGAAGGCUGGAAAUGCUGGGGCGGGGAGGGCCAGGGGCUCACCAGAGGCGGCACUCAGCCAGUGAACAUGACAGCUGGUAAGUAAGAGCCUCAGCCUCCCUUUAGAGGAAGAGCUACCGUAAGGGUUGCCAGUAAGCUGGAGCUUCAGUUGCCCACGGCAUUAACCAACUCAGUAAUAUCCCCCUUACUGGCUUUUUUUCUUCCCUGUUCCUCUUUCCUGUUUUUUGUUUUGUUUUGAGACAGUAUCUUGGUAUGUAGUUCAGGCUGGCCUUGAACUGGUUGUGAUCCUCCUGCCUCAGCCUCCUGAGUGCUAGAAUUACAGGCAUGUGUCACCAUGCCCAGCUCCUCUUUCCUGAUUUUUAAUCCUUUUCCCAAACAAACCUUUUCUCAGGCUCUGCUUUUCGAGUGACUCAAACUAAGACAAAGUUUUUGUUGUAAUAGAAGUUUAUCAAUAGGAUAGAGUGAAAAAGGGUAAAUGAGAUGUGUGUAUUCUGGCACUAAUGAAUAGGAUUUUUCACAUCUUCGUAGGCCAUAUGUAUUGGCUAUCCAUUGACCUUAUAGCAUUUUAUCCUUUAUAUGUCCCAGCCAUGUGUUCACAUAGUUUUAGGGUUUAUGUCUGGAUGUCCCACAAGGGCCUCAUGCUUUCAUAGGUGGGACUUUUGGGAGGUGACUGGACCAUGGGACCAUGAUGCUUAUCUGUAGCCACUGAUGAAUAGCUAAAUGUGAUUUGGGAGCUGAAGCCUGGUUGGAAGAGGUGGAUGGCCUGGGGUAUGGCCUGAAGGGUCUCUUUCCUUCCUUUCUUGAGCCCUCUGCUUCCUGCCUACCAUGCCAUAAGCAAGUUUCCUCUGAUAUGCGACCCUGCCUUGGAGCCAGCCAGUUGUGGCCUGAAACCUCUACAAACUGUAAGCCUUUCCUCCUUUAAUUUGUAGGUGUUGGCCAUCGUGCCCCAGCGAUGAGAAAGUAAUUAAGACACAUAGCUAUGUAAUCAGCUUUAAUUCCCACUAAUAUUUAGUGGUUCAACUGAAACUUACUGCGUGCUAGCAUAGACCUGGCUUUGUACUGGUCACCAGUGAUAAAGAGAAAAUUUCAGGGAAGAUUUUCUGAAGGAAGAUGUGUAUGUAUGUGUGUACAGAUUGGUCUCAGAUUAAGGGAAAAGAUGGGAAAGGAAAGAUACUCUAGCCAGUGGGAAUUCACUGUGAGAAAGUCUAGAAGUUAGAACAUUUAUCCUAAACAUAACUAUACUCAGGAUUAGGCAAUAAUGUCAGAAAAUCUGGGGGAAGUCAGCUUUGCUAAGGCAAUAAGGUAAUGGGAGGCCAUUUGAGGUUGGAGAUGGUGUGAUAGCUUUGUAAGGUUUCAAUUUGUCUAGGUGGAACUACAUUUCUCAGCAUUCGCACUACUUUUGUUUUUGCUUAGGGUUGACCUUAAGAGGUUUCUUAUGGGAGGUUGGAGGAUGGAAGUGAAGCAACUGCUAUUUUGUAGCUGAUACAUAUUGCUUAUCUACUUCCCCUGGCUCCUCCUUUAGCUUCCCUGAUUCCUGAACUGGCAUGUGUUUAGCUCCAUCAUAAUAAAGGACUCUAGCUUCUCUCCUAUACCACAAAUGUCAGAAGAAGCGAAAAGUGACAGGUUUUGGUUGUUCUUGUGUUUAUGUUUACAGGAAACUUUACUUUUUUUUUUCCCCAGUACUGGGAAUUGAAUUCAGGACCUUGCGCUUGCCAGGCAGGCGGGCACUGCUGAGCUAAAUCCCCUGCCCAGCAGGGAACCUUACUUUUGUCUUUCUAACACUCAGCCUUGUGGACUUCAAACUCCAGCAUCAGAAGAUAGUUGAACAUAACAGCAUUACAAAAACUGUAUAGCCAGUUCUCAAAAUAUCUAAUCCCUAUAACAAAUAUCUGUAGAUUUCUAUAUCACAGUGAUUGUUUUUUUCUAAUUAAAUUCUAACUGAUAAAUGUGAAGAAUGAGAGUUGUUAGUGUGACAUACUUUACAUUUUCUUUUAGGAAAUAUAACUGGUUCCAGAGUGAAGGACAGAUUGGAGGGAAGCUUAAUUCUCUUAAGGAAAUACAGUCAGAAGGAUAUUGCAAAAUCUGAGUUUAAAAAGGUGCUGAUCUGGAUGAAGCAGAAUAUCUUGUCUCAAGUUUCUUCCAAAGUUGAAAAUUGUGUUUUAAAAAAUCAGCCUUAUCAAAGCAUUGUUUAAGUUCAAUAAAUACAUCCAUUUUCAGUGGA